AUGACGUUGCUCCCCGACGACCACUGGUUGCAACAACAGCAGCAACCGCAGCAUGACUCUGGAUAUCUUAUGAUGGAGCCGUCUGUCUUCCCUCAGUACGUCAGACAGCGGACGCAGUAUGCUACCAGCACAAGCCAGUAUGACCCGAGGACCAUUGUCACCUCUGGGGCCAUCGUCGCCCCUCACAUCGCCCCUGACUACGUGACGGGACCCACCUACGGUAUAUCACCCGUAUCAAACAUCAAGUCUCACUUCCCCGUCCAAGCCCACAACACCUACGGCCAGUACGACCAGCCAGCGGGCUGCCUGGCAAUGACCUACUCUCGCAUGAGCCCCCAAAAGGAGCACGCUGGUCUCUGCAUACUGCACCAAAUUCCCCAGCAGCCCAUCCAAGGACACCGGCGUCAACAGCAGAGCCUUUCUGCUGCUGGGAUUACUCCCAAGACGUCAGACCCUAUGAAAACGAAGGAGAUCACCUACAAUAAGCCUGUCAUGGCAGACGAUAUCGUCUUCACCACUCCUGUUGAUGUCAUGAUGAAGGCCCUCCAGAAGAGGAAGGACAAGAGACACAUCGCGAAUAGCAACUCUUCAGAGGCUGGUACCUGCAGCGUCAAGACCGGGCUAUCUUCGCCCCAUCCGUCUGCCACUGAAUCUAGCCAGGAGGUCACCGAUAAGGCGAAGAAAUACAGUUGUCCCUUCGAUGGCUGCGCCAAGAGCUUCCAGCAGAGCACGCAUUUGGAAACUCACAAGCGUGCUCAUACUGGCGACAAACCUUACACGCACAACAAGACCAAGCCCUUCGCCUGCAAGCUCGACAACUGCAACAAGCUCUUCACGACCCGAGGAAACCUCAAGAACCACCAGAACAAGUACCACGGGGACACCAUUGGUCGUCUUGUGGACUGGAUCGUCUCUCUAACGGACGUCGACGCGUUGUCGCCCGAAGACAGCGACCUGCUCUGGUACUUCUCCAACAUCUAUAAGAACAGUAACAAGGGCAUCAAGGGUCGUGGCCGAGACCGCCGGGUUAGUAAAGUCCGUAUGCGCAAGACGAAGCUCUUCUCGUCCGGCAUGGGCCUCUCCCGAUCAAGGAUGCUCGACUCAACCUUCUCCCACCUGGAAUAG
This is a messenger RNA of Verticillium nonalfalfae, 1125 nucleotides long. RefSeq lists its product as uncharacterized. Gene Ontology annotation, cellular component: nucleus. The record is from RefSeq and is a predicted model, not a curated record. Gene Ontology annotation, molecular function: DNA-binding transcription activator activity, RNA polymerase II-specific; RNA polymerase II cis-regulatory region sequence-specific DNA binding. Bases 1 to 1125 code for a protein of 374 amino acids. The transcript is spliced from 4 exons. Gene Ontology annotation, biological process: regulation of transcription by RNA polymerase II. Lineage: Eukaryota; Fungi; Ascomycota; Sordariomycetes; Glomerellales; Plectosphaerellaceae.